Messenger RNA from Neltuma alba, 1728 nucleotides. RefSeq names its product rust resistance kinase Lr10-like. Gene Ontology annotation, biological process: protein phosphorylation. The coding region runs from base 1 to 1728 and encodes 575 amino acids. Gene Ontology annotation, molecular function: ATP binding; protein kinase activity. The record is from RefSeq and is a predicted model, not a curated record. Lineage: Eukaryota; Viridiplantae; Streptophyta; Magnoliopsida; Fabales; Fabaceae. The transcript is spliced from 3 exons.
AUGGCUGUGGUUCUUGAGUUUUGUUUCCUCUUGGUUUCUCAUCUUUUACUUCUUUCAGUUGGGUAUGGAAAUGCGAGUCAUAUUAAGUGUCUUGGAUCUUUUAAUUGCGGAGAACUUGGAAGCCUCCAGCUCCCUUUCACCAAGCCAGAAUUGCCGGACUGUGGCUUAAUGGUUGUUCAUAACUGUGAUGCUUCAGAUAAACCGAUUGAACUAGAGAAGAAUGGAUCAAGAUCAUUCUUGCAGCUUAAGGCUGUCUUUCUGCAGCAAAGUCUGAUUACGGUUUUUGACCAGGAUCUACACAAUCGUUUGCAAUCCAAUGGUUCUUGUGAAGCCUUCAACCACAAUAUCUCAAUCCCUGCAAGCUCUCCUUUGAUUUCUUUUGAUAUUAAAUACAACAUAACCCUGUUUAAAUGCAACCACCAACUCAAUGUCAGCACCCCCUCUGGUUUUAUUAAACAUCCCUGUGCAAACUUCGAUAUCUAUCAUUACCGCCUGCUCUCUGAUCCUCAGCCUCGCAACAAAAGCCAUUUCUCAUCAUGUUCAAAUCUUGUGCUUCCAAAAAAAGACCUGCCUGAUACCACUGACCUUCAAUCGUUCUUAUCUGCUCAAAUGACUCUGGAGCUACGAAUAUCUGAUGCUUGUGAUCAGUGCCACAGCAGCGGAGGCCAAUGUCAACUUGACAGGAACAAUAACUUCUACUGCGCCAGAGGAGUUUUGGCAGCUGUAACAGUAGGAGUUUUUGUUCUUAUAAUCUACUUGUUUAGAAGGACAUUAUUCCGAAAAAACAAAUCUAAAACUCAUCGAGAUUUUGAGGCCUUUCUAAAGAGUCAUGGAUCACUUGCCACAAAAAGAUAUAGCUACUCGGAGAUAAAGAAAAUGACCAGUUGUUUCAAAGAAAAAUUAGGGCAAGGAGGCUAUGGAAGUGUGUUCAAAGGGAAGUUAACGGACAAAUCUCUAGUUGCUGUGAAGGUUUUGAAUGAAACAAAAGGUAACAGAGAGGAAUUCAUCAACGAGGUAGCAAGUAUAAGCAAGACUUCUCAUGUUAACAUCGUCACUCUUUUAGGAUUUUGUUUUGAAGGGUCCAAGAAGGCACUUAUUUAUGAGUUUAUGGCUAAUGGAUCAUUAGAGAAAUUCAUCUUUGAAAAUGAAGCAAACCUCCUGAAUGAUAAUCUCCAACUGAGCUGUGAAAUAUUGCAUCAAAUUGCAGUCAGUGUUGCACGAGGAUUAGAGUAUUUGCACAAAGGAUACUUUGGACUAGCUAAAAUAUGCCUAAGAAAUGAGAGUGUGGUAUCUAUGACGUGUGCUCGAGGAACCAUAGGAUAUAUUGCUCCCGAGGUAAUUUCUAGAAAUUUUGGUGUAGUCUCUCACAAGUCAGAUGUUUAUAGUUUUGGGAUGAUGAUUCUUGAAAUGGUUGGAGGAAGAAGGAAUGUCAACGUCAAUGUUGAUAAUAGCAGUGAAAUAUAUUUUCCUCAUUGGAUUUACAAGCGGCUAGAAUUGAAUGAAGAACUUGCGCUGAGGAGCAUUGGAAAUGAAGGUGACAAAGAGAGGAUAAGACAAAUGGUGAUCACAAGCUUAUGGUGCAUACAAACUAACCCUUCAGACCGUCCAAUGAUGAGUAAAGUGGUGGAGAUGCUUGAAGGCAGAGUUGAGACCUUGCAAGUUCCACCAAAACCUUACUUAUCAUCUCUUUCAGCAUCACCAUGCCAUUCGUCUUCCUCAACUCACUGA